CAUUUUAACAUUGAUAAGGCGUUUGCUUAAAUAAUAUGGCGUCCGCAGUCUUUGGCAGUAUCGACGGCAAAAUGCACGUGAACUCUCUCUAUAUCGUUGGUUGUUUGUUGCUCCUGGUGAAACAGAGCUGCGCUGUUACCGAAACAUCGCCGCUUAUAUAUCCCUUCCAUGCUGUCGUGGACAGUAUCUUUGUGUGCUCAGCGCUGCUGAUCAGCGACCAGUACGUUCUGUGUCCAGCGCAAUGCGUCAAUGGUUCGAGUUGGGGAGCCAAAAUUUUCCUGGGCUUCAACGCGGACGCCUUCUUCCAAGGCCGCUUAUGGCAGAAGGACACCGAAGUGGCCCAUGCCAGCAACAUAAUCGUCCAUGACAAGUUCGUGCAAGUCUCCAAUGGGUCCUUUAUGAACAACAUAGCGCUGCUGCAGCUGACCAAGCGCGUUUCUUUCCGAAAAAAUAUCCGCCCAGGAGUGCUGAUGGCUAAGGAGGAGCUGCAGCUUCUUGGGGAGGUUUCCUUGAAUGUCACCGGCUGGUCCACCGACAUCGUGUCCAACCUGAGCCUCAGCGAGGCUCGCUUGCUCAAUAAAGACUACUGCAACCUGCUCUAUCAGCCCAACUAUUUCCCCAACCAGGAAGCCUGCAUGGAGUGGGAAGGCGAAAACAGCUUGACAUUAACAGGGAACCUUGUCAGCACCAAUCAAAGAGUGCUGGGCUUUGUCAUCAGACCUGCCUGCCUCUCUAAAAUCCCCCAGUGUCUAAAUCAUAACAAAAUCGUCACAAUCCCCCCAUUUCUGGACUGGGUUUCCAGACAGACGAACAUCAGCAUACAGGAAUUGACGACAUUCAAAACGGAGCAUGCUGAGCUGAUAGAGCGCAUGGAUGACCUGUUGUGGAUGUUGCAAGAGACGGACGAUCAGCAUUUUAAGGACAGCAGAAGGCUUGCAAGGAUGGACGUCACCUUGAAAGCCUUGAUGGAAGCUCUCAGGCAAAUUAGGGCCAGCAUAGAGGACGGUUGUGUUCCGUUUUUUGAACCGUAGGCUUUGUUUGAUUGAAUAAAAAUGACAGUUUUA
Molecule: messenger RNA, 1064 nt
Organism: Dendroctonus ponderosae (mountain pine beetle)
Lineage: Eukaryota; Metazoa; Arthropoda; Insecta; Coleoptera; Curculionidae
Exons: 3
Coding region: 36-1031 (331 amino acids)
Biological process (GO): proteolysis
Molecular function (GO): serine-type endopeptidase activity
Source: RefSeq, a predicted model, not a curated record